Aspergillus alliaceus is the source of this 1137-nucleotide messenger RNA. RefSeq names its product CFEM domain-containing protein. Bases 1 to 1137 code for a protein of 378 amino acids. NCBI's taxonomy places the organism in Eukaryota, Fungi, Ascomycota, Eurotiomycetes, Eurotiales, Aspergillaceae. The transcript has 7 exons. The record is from RefSeq and is a predicted model, not a curated record.
AUGGCGUGUUCCAGAAGUGAUAUUACAUGUAUAUGUGCUGACAACGUCUACCAAUCCGCUUGGGAAGAGUGUGUUCUUGCCAAUUGUACAGUCAAGAAUUCAUUCAUCGCCAAACGAAUGCAAUCUUAUCAAUGCGGUCUCCCCACCCAUCAGGGGCGACCUGCCGCAGAUCCUGCCCUGAUCGUUCCCCUUUUCCUCGCUACGAUUUUCUUCACUACAAGGGUAGUUUCUAAAUGCAUGCAUAUCGGUGGUCGCUGGUGGUGGGAUGAUUACACCAUUAUUGUAGCAUAUGUAUUGGCAGUGAUCAUAUUCUCACUUAAUGCCGCUAUGAUCCAUCACGGCUUUGGGAAAGACAUUUGGAAUAUAACCCCUUUUGCUGAGAUAACUGAGAUACUCAAGACCUUUUAUAUCUACGUCUUGGCAUACAAACUCCAGAUAUCCCUCGCCAAAAUCUCUGUGUGUUUGUUUCUCUUAAGGAUCUUUCAGUCAGCCGCAUUUCGUUAUACUGCUUAUACAAUCAUAUCCCUGAAUUCCGCGAUAGCCAUAACUUGGGUACUAGUUGACGCUUUUCGAUGCACACCAGUCCAUCUGGCAUGGACAGGAUGGGCGAAAGAAGAAGACGGAAAAUGCAUUGACUUUAUCGCUGCAACCUUUGCAAACAGCUUCGUCAACAUUGCAGUAGAUACUGUUAUGGUGGUAAUGCCAGUGUAUGAGGUUAUUAAGCUGAACUUGAACGCGCGCCGAAAACUGGGUGUUGGUGUUAUGUUUGCCAUGGGCUUGGUCCUUACCAUUGUUGCUAUACUCCGGGUUGUCGUAUUCUACUUCAAUCGCUGGAAUAAAAACCCUACCGUCGAAUUACAACCAAUCAAUGUCUGGUCAGUGAUAGAGUGCCAGAUCGCCGUGGUAUGUGCAUGCUUACCCGCGGCAAGGGCCAUGCUGGUCCGAUUUUUUCCCGGACUCAUGGUUGGUUCUGCUGGGGAAUCGGAUGCGCGCAGGGCCACACGGCCGAGUGCUCCUGGUACGCAUGGUAAGAUCUCUCAAACAAUGUCUUACUCAGUGGAGUAUACUAGGAGGGCCCAAGAAAGAGCAUCCACUAGUGCCGUCAACCUUGUUGAGCUGGACCGGGAGAGAGUUUGA